Messenger RNA from Megalops cyprinoides (Indo-Pacific tarpon), 1635 nucleotides. RefSeq names its product T-box transcription factor 4 (gene tbx4). Gene Ontology annotation, cellular component: nucleus. The coding region runs from base 1 to 1635 and encodes 544 amino acids. Gene Ontology annotation, molecular function: RNA polymerase II cis-regulatory region sequence-specific DNA binding; DNA-binding transcription factor activity, RNA polymerase II-specific. Lineage: Eukaryota; Metazoa; Chordata; Actinopteri; Elopiformes; Megalopidae. Gene Ontology annotation, biological process: positive regulation of DNA-templated transcription; angiogenesis; cell fate specification. The transcript is spliced from 8 exons. The record is from RefSeq and is a predicted model, not a curated record.
AUGCUCCAAGAGAAGGCGUCGGCUGUGACAGACGAAGGCACAACUGUGGCCCCGCCUGCUGGAAUUCCUGAACUCGUGCCUGAGCCCUCCCAUUUGGGCCUGGACUCAACUGAUGGCACCUCCCACAGGAGUGAGCCUGACCAGAACAUUGAGAACAUUAAGGUAUUCCUUCAUGAGCGUGAGCUGUGGAAGAAGUUCCAUGAGGCAGGAACAGAGAUGAUCAUCACCAAGGCAGGCCGGAGGAUGUUCCCCAGCUACAAGGUGAAGGUGAUGGGAAUGAACCCCAAAACUAAGUACAUCCUCCUGGUAGACAUUGUCCCAGCUGAUGAACACCGCUACAAGUUCUGCGACAACAAGUGGAUGGUGGCAGGGAAAGCGGAGCCUGCCAUGCCUGGCCGGCUGUAUGUCCACCCGGACUCGCCUGCUACUGGUGCCCACUGGAUGCGGCAGCUGGUCUCCUUUCAGAAGCUGAAACUCACCAACAACCACCUGGACCCUUUUGGACACAUCAUCCUCAACUCCAUGCAUAAGUAUCAGCCCCGCCUGCACAUCGUCAAAGCUGACGAGAACAAUGCCUUUGGCUCCAAGAACACUGCCUACUGCACCCAUGUCUUCCAUGAGACUGCCUUCAUCUCUGUCACAUCCUACCAGAACCACAAGAUCACGCAGCUGAAGAUUGAGAACAACCCGUUUGCCAAAGGCUUCCGUGGCAGCGACGAGGGAGAUCUGCGAGCGUCCCGUCUGCAGGGGAAGGACUAUCCAGUCAUCUCCAAAAACAUGGUCCGGCAAAGACUGAUGCCCUCACAUGCACACCUGACAGGGAAGCUGGGGGCAGGGGUGCUGUCAGGGCACCCCCAGGUCCAUCCUCACUACCAGUAUGAGAGCGGGGUCCCUCCUACCAACCCCCCGGAGCACCUCGCUAACACUUUCCCCCCCAGCCGGGACCCCAGCCUCCUCUACCACUGUUUCAAACACAGAGAUAAUUCCAGACACGUGGAGUUGGGUUGCAAACGCCCGUACUUGGACACAGCUCCCCCUGCUGUUUUGGAGGACCACUACUUCCGCUCCCCCCCAUCUUACGAGCCACCUCUGCUGUCCCACCCCUACUGUGGGGAGAAGCUGGGAUCCCGGGAGGCCUGCAUGUAUGGGGGUGCCUCUGACGGGGACGGAGGGGUCACGGGUGCAGCGGGCAGCUCCGACGAUCUGCCACCCCCCUCCCUCGGCUGCAGCAUGUGGGCGAGCGUGCAACCAUACCCCCGGUAUGGGGUGCAGACAGUGGAGGCUGUCCCGUACCAGCCCUUUGCUGCACACCUCACCGGGGCGGCAUCCUCCAUGGCGCCGCACCACUCGGCCUUGAUACAGCACCCACAGCCGCCACCCGCUGACCUGGCUGCCUACAGCCCCAUGGCACCCCAGAGGGGCCUGCCGCUCGGGCCUUCCUCCUCGUCCUCUUCCUCCUCCCCCUCCUCCCCGCCCAGCGGUGGCUCACGGGACAGGGCAGCCCAACCCUCCCUCUACCACAGGAAGCCUGCAGAUUUUUCGGCUUUCCCUUCCCAGAACCCCCUGCCGGCGCGGGACCCUACCUACCAGUACCUGGGGCUCAGCAGUGCAGGGGUACACUGGGCUGACAGCUAG